ACAGUGUUUUGAUUUUGACCGUUGAUUCGUAUUUCCCUAUCUUGUUAUGUACAACAUUUGCAUUCUUGAAAACACUACAAGCGUAGUAGGGAGUACAAAAAGUUAACUUACCGUCCUUAGAGGGCUAUCUGACAAGCAACUGAUGUAUUUUAUAGCAAAAGCAGGCUAGCAAGUAGUUAGCUUUGUAGCUAGCUAGAUUAGUUUCACCAUUUAUUGGUUAACGUUACGCAUCACACGCAAAACUCUUGAGGUAAGGCCUGACCAAAAUGUCUUAGAAUGCAUUUGCUAGUUAACAAAAAUGAAGAUUGAAGACGGGACAGUUGCCUAGUGGGUGACGAAACCAAACUGGAUAACCAGCACCUGUAACGUUAAGAUAGUCAUGUAACGUUUCAUUGUCUUAGUAAUGCUGGCGAACUACCACCGGAGAAAGCUUGUUAUUUUAUUUGCAUAAAACCUAGAUGAUCAGUUCCCAAACAAAUGUGGUCACAUUCAUGUAGCAACAGCACGUAACAAGACGGCUAACUGAUGAACAAUCUCAGUCAACGUUAUUGCAGCCAGUAUUUGCUUUUAAGUCUAUUUGUGUGGGCAUUUUGUUUGUUAAGUCUAAUGUUAUCCCCAGGAUCUGUGUGCAAUUCAUCCGUCAUUCACGGGCAGUUAUAACGACUAAACUAUAAAUUCCAUGACCAGAAACAGAAACGUUAGUUACUUCCGGAUUACCCUUCUCCUUGCUUUGUCACGUGUUAUUCAAAGUGCCUCGCAGAGGUAGUGAUUAAAAAAAAAAGUCAUUGGACACAGUAACAACCGCAACUUGGCAUGAGUGGUCACAUGUGAGAGUUUAAGCUGAGCCAUAUCAGAACAUUUCUAAGUAGUUCGGCACUGGCCAUAUCUAUACAUUCUCUGGUUUGAGUAAGAGAAGAAGGAAAAGUCUUUCGUAUUUAAAGGACAUGGAUCCGGACGUGUCUGUUUUGCUUCACUGUGCUCCCUGGCGGGGUUUGCGAGAACGGCAAAUUCAAGUGGAACUCUCCUCAAGGUUUAACCGGCAUAUUUUAGCAGAUGCAGAAAAGCAUAUAGACUCACUGUGGGAGGAAAGGACCAAAAGAGAACCAUGGCUUUUUAAUGGGGCCAAAUUCAGACUGCACUCAGCCAAGUGGACCAGACCUCCCAGCCCUACAGCCACACCCUAUAAUGCUAGGGGUGCACAAGACGAAGACAAGGUUCCACUGGAAACAUCCAGACAACAGCGCUGCUGCUCAGAUGGGGAAGGGUGUGAUCAUACACAAAAGCACACCCAUUGUGGUGGACAACCAGCUGUCCCAGCUCCUGAGACUUGCAGUGGGGAUCGCCCAGUUGUGAAGUCACACUCUCUGAAGGACACAGGACACCAAAGAGUGAACAAACCAGUUCAGCUGAGUCUCCAGUUAGGGCUGACCUGUUACAAAGACUACCUGGGAACUAACUGGUCCAAGAGGGUGGGUGAGCUUCAGAAGCGUGGAGGAGUUGAGCUGGGAGAUCCACAAGCCUUGCUGGCCCAGCCUUUAGGAGUGGGGGCUGUCAUGACAACCGCUGAUGGACAGGUGGUCCUCCUAAGGAGGAGUCAGAAAGUUGCUGAAGCUGCAGGGCUUUUGGAUAUACCAGGGGGGCAUCCUGAACCAAAGGCUGUCUGUAAGGCCAUCAGUGAAGAGAGCAUCACCGUAGAGCUGCUCCAGGGCAGAGAGGAAGCCGUCCUCAUGGAGAUCUUCUCCUCCGUCUUAGCGGAGAUACGUGAUGAGGUGAAUCUUCCCCUUAGUUCUCUCAGUGAGCCGAUCCUGCUGGGAAUCGCCCUCAACCACACCAGUGCUGGAAGGCCUAGUGCUGAGUUCUAUGUCAGGUGCUCACUGACUGCAGAAGAAGUUAAAAUUCUCUACUGGCGUGGAGGUCCAGAGGCUCACGAAUCCACAGAUGUUGUGUUCCUGAGGGAGACGGAGUGGUUGACUUUGGAUGACAGCGCCCCCCUGUGGUCAGAAUUAUGCCCAUCAGCUAAAGGAGCGAUUAUUCUUCAUCAAGUUGUCAUGCCAGUCAAAGGAGACUUGUGAGAAUUACACCUCUACAUAUUUAACUAAGAUGUCAAAAACCCAUAUAAAUGAUCACAAUGGGAACAUUUAAAAGAAUGUAAAAUUAUUUUAUUGUGUACAACAUUUUAACCGUUUUUUAAACAUCUUUAGCAGUAGCAGAACACAGAAACAAUGUUUUCCCUUUAAAUACUGCCUAUUAGGUAGUGCAAAUGUAGGAAAUUCAACAAUGGCUUGACAAUAUACGUACUUACAAAAUACCUAUGUAAGGUGAACACCCAAAAGUUUAGCAAAAAAGGCAAUACUGUCUCCAUUGGGAGGGGAAAGAACUCUUCCAUGUGUAUUUUAUUUGGCAUUUUUGGCAAUUAUACAUUUGUUAAGUGACGAUGAAUGUUGCAGGUGCAGGGGGGUAAAGAUGUGGGAUCUAUUUUGAUAUUAAAAAAAUGUCCAGAUGUAUUAAAUGUCAUUUUCAGCA
This is a messenger RNA of Clupea harengus (Atlantic herring), 2523 nucleotides long. It is a transcript of the gene nudt22, whose product is annotated as nudix (nucleoside diphosphate linked moiety X)-type motif 22. NCBI's taxonomy places the organism in Eukaryota, Metazoa, Chordata, Actinopteri, Clupeiformes, Clupeidae. Gene Ontology annotation, molecular function: GDP-mannose hydrolase activity. The record is from RefSeq and is a predicted model, not a curated record.